UGCGGUCGCAGGGGAGUGAGCCUCGGCGAGGAAGUACACUUAAAAUCCGACCGAGACAAAAGAGACACUCCAAAACAAUCCGGUGGACGUUUCUCAUACAGGAACUUCUUUUGUGGCAGCUCCUCUAAAGGAAAUAUAUUCGCCUAGAUUUUAAAGUCAUCGAUUGUCUGAAAUUGGAUUAGUUAUUUUUCCCUUCACAACAGAGCUUUUUUAUUAUUAUUGUGGUUUUUUUUAAAUCUCUUGGAUAUUUUUAUUCCCCCCCCCUUUGUUAUUUUUGUCACUAUUAUGAUGCGCUAAAGCCUCAGCGGAUAUGUCGGACACGUCCAGAGAGCAAACGCUGGCUAAUGGCCCGGCUUCUUUAGAAGAGACGCGGGGAAGCGGAGAGAGCACCGGCGGCGGAGAGGUCUUGCGCUCCGGGCAGCAUGCCCUCCCUCAGCCGAGCCAUGAGGACCCGUUAAGGGGAGGGAUUUCCAUGUCGAGCGGUCCACAUGGAUACCAGUCGAGGUCAGCGCUGUCCCGGAACUUCUCCAGGUCCUCUAGUGGCUAUUUUUCCGGCGACAGCGAUUCUGUGCCAAGUUCCCCUCUAAUGCCAAAUAUUUCCGAAGCGCAAGACGGCCAAAAUGAUGACGUAUGGUUUGCUGACCUUAGCAACCAGCACGUGCAGAUGGCAGCACCUGUUGGAGCCAUGCGACCAGAGGAAGUGUUGGUCGCUUGGGAGCUGCGGCGCAUUGGUGAUGAGUUCAACCGCCUGUACUUUCAGGGAGUUGUUGCAGGCGGGAACAAUGCAGGCCAGCUACGUGCUCCAAACGAGCACCCCAUCAUCGCGUGGAUGAAUGACCUUAUCGGUCGCAUAGUACAGAUAUUCCUGCGAAGAAGAUGAUUUAAAGAAACAAUGCCCAGCAGACAUGUAGCAGCAAGUCUUCUGACUGUAUAUAUGUAAAUAAUAAGGGCAGUGCUGCUCUACCGCAUCCUCUCUGGGAUUCGGCGUAUAGCGGUUUUGGAUCUGUCGGGGUGUGUGCUCACCAUGAUGGAUAUCGAACGGGAACCCUCAGCCAUCCAUUGACUGUUUCCUGCGUUGACAUUGAAAGCUGAGCCAUUGGAUGCUGUGCUGAUGUGACUCUGUUGGGAAGUUUUUUUAACCUAAUGUGGAGCGUGGAAAACGUGCCUUCAUUGCCUGUUUGCCCUCGUCACGUCUUUUGUUUGUUUGUUUUUGUCGUCAUUUUUAUUCUGUCAUUUUCUUCUUUCCAUUUUUAUAUUUAUUAUUCACUAUAUUUAAUUUGGAAGUUUUGUGUAUAUUUCAUGAACAUGGAUGUUAGUCGGUCAAGCGGUGAGGUUAUUGGUUCUGCCUGUCCCGUGUGUGUUCAUUGGCUCCAAGUUUGCACUUGCGUUUAAUUUGCAUAGUCAAAUUAGACUGAAUAGAAUAUAAUAAACCCCUUGUAAAGAUCAGAUAUAAACAGUUGUCCAAAAUUGAUAGAAAACAUGACGGAGAGCGUACACAGCAUAUAGAAAUGUGACCCAUAUGUAUUGUUAAAACCCAUUUGUGUCAUGGUUUAGCCUUUGCCAGUCUUCCACAUAUUUGACGUUGGCUUCCGAGCCGGGAAAAAAAACACCAUCCCUGCCGCAGUGUAUAGCCUCACUUCGAAGCAAAGUCAUCAAAGGUCCUUAAUCACAUCAACACUUCCCAAUGCAAGUGUCAAUUAUGAAACUUGUGUGAUGUAGUCUUUGCAAUUGCCGUUUCAAUUGAAACAUACGUCAACAGGAAAGAAAAUUACACUAGCAUAUCAAACCUUUUGUGUGUCAUGUGAAAGGACCUUAAAGGGAUCGAUCACCCAAAAAGAAAAACUGGUGUUGGGCAGAAUGUUAACCUCAGUUAUGAUUCACUUUCAAUGCUUUAGCAAAAAGAUGCUUUGAAAGUAAAUGGUGACUGAUGCUAACAUUCUGCCUAGCAUCUCAAAACAUGAGGGUGAGUAAACAAUGAGAGAAUAAACAUUUUUGGGUGAACUAUCCCCUAAUAAUACUUAGAGAAAUAAUAUUUGAACUCACUGUGAAAUCGUUAAUGUCGACGAAUACCAUUCAGUUAAAAUAGUGAAAUGGGACAGGCAAUGUUACUAAGAACAUGUAAUUAAUGUGGAAAUAUUUGUUAUUUUGGACAUCAUAACAUUCCAGAUAGGACAUUUGGUUUGUCAGACUUUAUUUGUACAUUUCUUUGGUAGGGAAUGGAAAAUGACAACGAAGUGACAUUUUGGGAAUAUUGUUUAUAAUUCCAUUACAUCUGUAUGUACUUCUGCCUAGUUUUGUGAAGGCAGAUUUAGGCCAGUACCAGGUUUCAAGAGGGUUUUGAGUGGAUUAUUUUUAUUUGGUUGGUUGCUGUUGCAGAUAGCUUUCAUCCAAAGCGACUCUAUCAGAGUCAAAGGGAUUGUCCACACGAAGCAACCCUAGUUAAAGUGCCUUCCACCGAGGCACAGUGGUGGUAAAGAACAUUUUUAUUCCCAGCAACUCUACGGCCAAUCUUGGGAAUUCUUUUGCAACCCUUGUAGAUAGUUACCCAUAUCUACAUACUACCACCAGGACACAUUACAACCACUAUUUAAUACCAGCCAUACCCCUUAAAACUGGCCUGAAGAAACCUUUACCAAGCCUCAGGGACUAAGGGAGAUUUACCUGUGGAGAUUUCUUGAACAAACCAGUCUUCCAUCUUCAGCUAUUCUUUGUUAAGCCUGUUUAUUACCGUUGUCCCAGUAUUCCAUUAAACAAUGCACAAGGCUCACGAUGAGUCAUCAAGUAUGAUGGUGAUAAAAGUAAGUUAGUAAGUAGCACAGACGCAAGUAAAGCCAAGCACAAACAACAAGACACAAGUUCAUUUGCACUUUCAUGUUUAUACCUUUCGAGAAGCAACAGGUGCCUGUCGUGUCGUUCUUUAAGUGUGCACUCGUCAGAUUCUGCAGUUAGCAGAUAAUAAGACCGAUAAAUGUACGUUUGAGAUCUAGUGAUUGAAUCUUUAGAUGUGCACACUUUCGGGACUAGCAAAAGAGCAAAACAGUGCAAGAAGAGGGUAAGGCAUUGAGGGAAAUGAAUAGAAUGAAACAUCGAACUGCUUUCGUCUUCCCAUCCACUGUAUCAUCCAUAUUUUUUCCUGUUCUGUACAAAUCAGUGUAAUAAUGAACUUCAGUCUUCCUACAUGUUGUUUGUUGACAUGUCAGGAAUCAACUCGCGCACACCUUGUUUGUGAUUAGUUGUGUAAAAUCUUUAAAUGUGUGCUUGGCUUAAGUAGAGAAUGAGGUAUUGACCGUCUACCUUGAAAGGUAUUGCUGAAAUAUUAGAUACAAUACAUGUAAAGAUCUGUAAGUAUGACAUUCCACAGAGUGGAAGACGAAUGGCCAUGUGUAAUAAUAUGCAUUUUUGUUUGUAUAUCGGUUCAUAUUGGUCACUUUGCCAAAAUGACAAUGUCAUUAUCUUUUCUUCUGUUCCAAGUUUACUACUCAAACCAAAGACCUCGUUUUCUGAAUACUGUUGGUAACAUAAUGUAUAACGUCUCUGCUGUGUCAUGUUUUCAUUAUCUGCCCUUGCUGAAGUAUUCUAGCAGUUUUCUCGUUCUUUAGCCCUGUGAUUACAGAACAAACCUUAUCCAAGACACCCAUGAAUUUCAGGCCAACCUGUGUAAGUCAGACCUGACCUCGACUUGAGUUCGAUUCAGUCCUGCUGCACUGAGCACCCGCAUCACCCGAUCUGACGCCACCCGGGACCCAGUACAAAUGUAGCACAAAAUGAAAUUUUUCAUUUGUUUGUUUUGUUGUUAAAUGUGCCUUUUUUUGUAUUUUGCACUGAAUCAGUUCUGUGCUAAUUUGUGCAAUACUGCUGUAAAUAAAUGCUUUUUUCAACUUUCUAAAUUCAG
Xyrauchen texanus (razorback sucker) is the source of this 3892-nucleotide messenger RNA. RefSeq names its product bcl-2-like protein 11. The record is from RefSeq and is a predicted model, not a curated record. NCBI's taxonomy places the organism in Eukaryota, Metazoa, Chordata, Actinopteri, Cypriniformes, Catostomidae. The coding region runs from base 311 to 880 and encodes 189 amino acids. The transcript has 4 exons.